AUGAACGUAUCAGCAGAGGGUACUUAUGCCACCGUGUACAAAGGCAAAAGUCGCCUCACCGACAAACUGGUCGCCCUCAAGGAGAUCAGGUUAGAACAUGAGGAGGGAGCACCCUGCACUGCCAUUAGAGAAGUUUCUCUUCUGAAAGAUUUGAAGCACCAUAAUAUUGUUACUCUUCACGAUAUCAUCUAUACAGAAAAGUCACUAACACUAGUUUUUGAAUAUCUGAGGAGAGAUCUGAAAACGUAUAUGGAAGAUGUGGGUAGAAUACAAGCAUCAAAUGUUAGGUUAUUUCUUUUUCAAUUGCUGAGAGGGUUAGCUUAUUGCCAUCGAAGGAAAAUUCUUCACAGAGAUCUCAAACCUCAAAAUUUAUUAAUAAAUUCCUUCGGAGAGUUGAAGCUGGCAGACUUUGGCUUGGCGAGGGCGAAAUCGAUCCCGACAAAAACAUAUUCAUACGAAGUGGUGACACUGUGGUACAGGCCGCCUGAUGUUUUGCUGGGUUCGACGGAUUAUUCCACUUCUAUCGAUAUGUGGGGCGUGGGUUGCAUCUUCUUCGAGAUGGGAGACGGGAGGCCCCUGUUCCCAGGCUCCACCUCCAAGGACCAGCUGCACCACAUCUUCAGGGUCCUGGGGAGCCCCCCCACGGUGGACUGGCUGGGGUCCUCCAGCCCCGAAGAAUUCUCCCCCGAAGAACUCCUCUCCUACGAGCGACAGCCCUUCGCCCUCAACAACAACAAGUGUGAUGUCGACCUACUAGAAAAGUUCCUCAAGUACGAUCCAAAGGAAAGGAUUGGGGCCGCCGAAGCCAUGAAGCACCCAUACUUCCAGUGUUUAGGACCAGAAGUGCACAAACUACCAGACACUGCAUCAAUAUAUCUAGUUCCUGGUAUUAAAUAUGUCGCUGACGAUAACCUUCCUUGGCGGAAAGAGACUGAAGAUGUAGUUGCUAGGCGGAAAUCAAGGGACAAAAAUGUAGACAUCAGAUCAGAGCAUGGUUCCAGUGAUUAAUUGGUGAUGACGCAUCAGGUGCAUGCAGAAGAUGCGAUCAGACCUCAUCGUGUGAAGAUGAAGGAAAAGUCUUUCCACUAUAUUCAGCCAAAUGACUGUGUUAACUGAGCACAUCCCUGUACACUCUCAAAGAUGAAAAUCAUUUCCCGCGUCGACUCGAUGAAGAAGCUUUAGAGUUUGGUAGACAAAUCAACUCGCUUGUGAUCAUUUGUUUUUGUUGAUAAGAUUUGGUUUUGUUAUGUGGA
Uloborus diversus is the source of this 1253-nucleotide messenger RNA. RefSeq names its product cyclin-dependent kinase 17-like. Lineage: Eukaryota; Metazoa; Arthropoda; Arachnida; Araneae; Uloboridae. The coding region runs from base 1 to 1008 and encodes 335 amino acids. Gene Ontology annotation, biological process: protein phosphorylation. Gene Ontology annotation, molecular function: protein kinase activity; ATP binding. The record is from RefSeq and is a predicted model, not a curated record. Gene Ontology annotation, cellular component: nucleus; cytoplasm. The transcript has 14 exons.